This is a messenger RNA of Cyclopterus lumpus (lumpfish), 6652 nucleotides long. It is a transcript of the gene ecpas, whose product is annotated as Ecm29 proteasome adaptor and scaffold. Bases 178 to 5946 code for a protein of 1922 amino acids. NCBI's taxonomy places the organism in Eukaryota, Metazoa, Chordata, Actinopteri, Perciformes, Cyclopteridae. Gene Ontology annotation, biological process: proteasome assembly. Gene Ontology annotation, molecular function: molecular adaptor activity. The record is from RefSeq and is a predicted model, not a curated record. The transcript is spliced from 50 exons. Gene Ontology annotation, cellular component: cytoplasm; nucleus.
AUGGGCCAUCCUCAGACCGGCAUUAUUCGGCCUGCUAUCAAUUCAAACAAACCCUGUUCAAGCCCCCGGGACGAAUACAUCUCGGCAGAAUCGUAAAUACUGCACGACCGUCUGUAGCUUGGCUGAGCUUUGUUGUCUACAAAGCCAGCUAACUAGCCAACUAGCCUACGUUUUGUUAUGAUGAGAAGCACAUGGGCUGAACGGCUCGAAAGCUACAUUUUAAUUAACCUACAUGGUAAGCUGAUUCACAUGACAGCUACUCUGGCUGCUGCUGCUGCUGCUGCUGCUUCCUCCAGUGAGACGAAGGGAGCGUUCCAAACCGGCUCAACGGCGGUUGCGUGCAAAAAGGCACGAACGCGGCGGAAGGCAGAACGUGGUGUGGUCGACGUAUCCAUGCGCUGUGAAUCAGCAGGAGAGUCGAUGAACUGGAACGCAACCAAUGAUCAACUGGAACGCGUGUUCCUUCGCCUGGGCCACGCAGAAACCGAUGAGCAGCUCCAGGACAUUAUCUCCAAGUUCCUACCCCCUGUGCUCCUCAAACUCUCCAGCGUCCAGGAGGGCGUGCGGAAGAAAGUGAUGGAGUUGUUGGUCCAUUUGAACAAGAGGAUAAAAAGCAGACCGAAGAUUCAGCUGCCAGUGGAAACUUUGCUGGUGCAGUACCAAGAUCCCGCAGCCGCCUCCUUUGUGACGAACUUCACCAUCAUCUACAUCAAAAUGGGCUACCCUCGCCUGGAGGUGGGAAAACAGUGCGAGCUGGCCCCCACCCUUCUCACUGCCAUGGAGGGCAAGCCUCAGCCACAGCAGGACAGCCUGAUGCACCUGCUGAUCCCCACUCUUUACCAUAUGAAGUAUCCUGCAGACACCUCCAAGAUCGUGUCUCCAUUCAACUUAUCAGAGAGGCCAAAGACUGUGCAGCUGCUGCUGGAGUUCAUGUUGGAUGUUUUACUGAUGCCUUACGGGUUUGUGCUGAAUGAAUCCCCGACUCGCCCUGCUCCCUCCUCCCAGGGAAGUCCUGCAGAGGGGACGUUGGCCGCGGGUGGCCAGGGUCUCCCUCAGCCUCCACCAGGGAUGAGUGUCUAUGCUGCCAAGAGGGUGAUUGGAGAGGCCCAGUGGAGCGCUGAGCAGCUAGAGCAGUGUAAAUUGGGGAUAGUGAAGUUCAUGGAGGCGAAGCAAAUCCCGGAGGUGGAGACCGUAGUGCACCUGGUGGUGGCAUCGAGCGACACCCGACAUGGUGUGGCCACUGCAGCUGAUCUGGAGCUGAAGAGCAAACAGAGCCUCAUCGAUUGGAACAAUCCUCUAAUUAUCAACAAGAUGUACAAGGUGUAUCUAGGGGACGUUCCUCUUAAAUCCAAGGGAGGCAAUGUGAAGCAAGAGUUGAAACACGAGCCAGUGAGCACCAGAGUCAAGCUGAAGAUCCUGCCACAUCUUCUGCGCUCCCGCCUCGCCGCAGAGUGCUUUCCAGCUAACAUCCAGGUUGUGUAUGAUGGUCUGUUUGGGUCAAACACCAACAACAAACUUCUGUCUCUCACCUUGCAGUUUGUCCAUCACAUCUGCAUGGUAUGUCCUGACACUAAUAAACCUUUGGGACUAAUGCUGCUUAAUGGUCUCACCAAGCUCAUCAAUGAAUACAAGGAGGAUCCUAAGUUACUAUGUCUUGCCUACUCUGCUGUUGGAAAGCUGUCAAGCCGCAUGCCGCAGCUGUUCACAAAGGAUAUUGCACUUGUGCAGCAGUUUUUUGAGUCCAUGUGCAAGGAGGAGUCUGACGUCCGUCUUGCCAUUCAGGAAGCUUUGUCCAUGAUGGUUGGUGCAUAUGCCAACCUGCAGGGGGCACUGCUGAACCUAAUGGAGGCCCUGGUGGCUGCAUACAUCGGAAAGCCGGAGGUGCAGGUUCGCCAGGUGGCCAUGAAGUUUGCCAGCACAGUGUUUGCUCCUGAUCACGUGCCAUCAAGAUACCUGCUGCUACUGGCAGCCGGAGACCCGAAGGAGGAGGUGUCCGGGGAGGCCCAGAAGGUGCUGAGAGUUUUUCUGAACAAGAACUCUGAGAAGGAGGGACCAAAGCAAAUGCCCUCCUUUCCGGACAUGGUGGCCUAUGUCCAGGAGAAGGCGGCUCAGAGGAUCAAGACUCCAGCUAAACACAGUGUUGGAACCUACACUAUUCCUUUCAACCCGUCUGCGUUUGGGGAGAUCGUGCUCUACCUAAGGAUGUGCUUGGCCCACAGCGCCGGGGUGACGCCCAUGUCGGCCCGUCUGACCGACAUGCAGGACGAUGCGCCGGCCAUCGGUCGGUACAUCCGCACGCUGCUGACCUCUGAGCCUCAGUCAAAGGGUUCGGAGGCGAACCCUGUCCAUGUCUACAUGGAACUGCUGCAGCAGCUGCUGUCUGCUGUCGGGGGAAUACCAGUCAUGUACUGUCUCCUGGAGGCGGUGUCUGUCAGCCCAGAGAUACUGGCUCCCAGAUUUAUUGAUAAAAUUGACUGGAUUAAAAGUCUGAUGAACACAAAUAAGGAGGACAUGAGGGAGCUCGCAGCCCAGCUGUAUGCGGUGGUGGUCUCCUCCAUGACUGGCAACGAGCUGCAAGCGGCUGUGCACAACCUGCUCAAAAUCACCAAGGACAACCAUAGUCCUGAGACUCAGCACGGUGCCAUCCUGGCUCUCGGCUACAUGGUGGGGAGGUACAUGAGCAAGAAAAAAGCUGCCGCCUCUGAAGACUCUACGCACGGCAUGGAGCAGCAAAUGAGUAUCACCUCCCAAGGAGAUGAUGAACUUGUUGCCAUGGCCACCAAGUCAAUUGGUUCCUUCCUGGACAGCAGUAGUGCGCUGCUGGCUGUGGCAGCGUGCACAGCUCUGGGGGAAAUUGGCCGCAACGGCCCCCUUUUGAUCCCUGCAGAUGGGGCGGGCUUCACCAAACUGUCGGCCACAGAAAACCUGCUUGCUCGCAUCCCCUCUGGCAAGGAGAGCAUGAAGAUGAAGGAGCGAGCGAUCCAGACCUUGGGUUACCUUCCUGUGGGAGAUGGCGACUUCCCUCACCAGAAGAAGCUGUUGCAGGGUCUCAUGGACUCUGUGGAGGCCAAACAAGUGGAGCUGCAGUUUACAGUCGGAGAGGCUAUAACCAGUGUUGCAAUAGGCACCAGCUCAGGAGCUGCCAGAGACCCAUGGACCUGCACUGAGGACCAGUACAGCCCGCCACAAAAUGUGAAAAAUAACGAUGUGGUUCCCAUGGUCCUCAAGUCCAUCCUGGCCAGGUACAUACCCAGCCAGAACCCCCAUGUCCGACAGGCGGCCUGCAUAUGGCUGCUGUCUCUGGUCAAGAAACUCGGCCAACACAAGGAAAUCACGUCCCAUUUGAAGGAGAUUCAGGUGGCGUUCAUCUCGGUUCUCUCGGACCCCGACGAGCUGAGUCAGGAUGUGGCGUCCAAAGGCCUGGGCCUCGUCUAUGAGAUGGGAGGAGAGGUUGACCAGCAAGAGCUGGUGUCCACCCUGGUGGAAACGCUCAUGACUGGCAAAAGAGUGAAACAUGCCGUUUCAGAAGACACCGAGGUGUUCCAAGGAGAAGGUUUGGGGAAAACUCCGGAUGGUCACGGCCUGACCACAUACAAGGAGCUCUGCUCGCUGGCCAGCGAUCUGAACCAGCCGGAUCUGGUCUACAAGUUCAUGAACCUGGCCAAUCAUCAUGCCAUGUGGAACUCCCGCAAGGGGGCAGCGUUCGGUUUCCACAUGAUCGCCUCCAAGGCCGGGGAGCAGCUGGCCCCGUUCCUUCCCCAGAUCGUGCCCCGCCUGUACCGCUACCAGUUUGACCCCAACCUGAGCAUUCGUCAGGCCAUGACCAGCAUCUGGGACGCCUUGGUCACUGAUAAGACCACGGUGGAUAAGUAUCUGAAGGAGAUCCUGCAGGAUGUCAUUUCCAACUUGACCAGUAACACCUGGAGAGUCCGCGAGUCCAGCUGUCUCGCCCUGAAUGACCUGAUUCGCGGCCGCCAAACUGACGACCUCAUCGAUCACCUGGCAGAAAUGUGGGAGACACUGUUCAGAGUCCUUGACGACAUUAAGGAGUCUGUGAGGAAAGCAGCAGACCUGACGCUGAAGACACUCAGCAAGGUGUGCACUCGCAUGUGCGAGUCCACAGGCUCGGCGGCCCAGAGAACUGUGGCGGUGCUGUUGCCCACGCUGCUUGAAAAGGGCAUCGUCAGCAAUGUCUCGGAGGUCCGCUCCCUAAGUAUCCAGACCCUGGUCAAGGUCAGUAAGACGGCGGGUGCCCGACUAAAGCCUCACGCCUCCCGGUUGAUCCCGGCCCUGCUGGAGGCCUUAAGCACCCUGGAGCCUCAGGUCCUCAACUACCUCAGUCUCAGAGCCACAGAGCAGGAGAAGAGUGCCAUGGACGCCGCCAGGCUGAGUGCCGCCAAGUCCUCUCCGAUGAUGGAGACCGUUAACAUGUGUCUGCAGCACCUCGACGUUUCCGUGUUGGGCGAGCUGAUUCCCAGGCUCUGUGAACUGCUCAAGAGUGGAAUCGGCUUGGGCACCAAGGGAGGCUGUGCCAGUGUAAUUGUCUCGCUCACGGUGCAGUGCCCCCAGGACCUCACCCCGUACUCGGGUAAACUGAUGAGUGCCCUGCUGAACGGCAUCCAUGACAGAAGCACUGUCGUACAGAAAGCCUUUGCCUUUGCUUUGGGACACCUGGUCAGGACAGCAAAAGACAGCAGUGUAGAGAAACUUCUACUGAAGCUCAACGGCUGGUACUUGGAGAAGGAAGAGCUGGUGUACAAGUCGUCAUGCGUGUUGACCGUGCACGCCAUCAGCCACUACAGCCCUGACGUGCUGAAGGGCCACGCAGGCGUCGCUCUGCCGCUGGCCUUCCUGGGAAUGCAUCAGGCACCGGGACCCGAUGAGGAGAAAGGAGAGGGCCACGACGCGGCGCUGUGGGCCGAGGUGUGGCAGGACAACGUCCCAGGGAGCUUUGGAGGCAUCAGGCUCUACAUGACAGAGCUGAUCGCCAUCACGCAGAAGGCACUUCAGUCUCAGUCCUGGAAGAUGAAGGCUCAGGGUGCGGCUGCCAUGGCAACCGUUGCCAAGGAACAGACGGGCUCGUUGGUGGCGCCGCACCUCGGCAUGGUGCUAACGGCUUUAAUGCAGGGGCUGUCCGGACGCACGUGGGCUGGCAAGGAGGAGCUAUUGAAAGCCAUUGGAUCAGUAGUCUCCAAAUGCAGCACGGAGCUGAAGAAGCCCUGCGCGGGCCAGCCCACCAUCUCCGAGGUGCUGGAGGUCGUGUUGAAGGAAUGCCGUAAGGAGAGUCUGGUGUACAAGAUGGCCGCUCUGCGCUGCGCCGGGGACGUGCUCCACAGCAGCCAGGAGGACCGAUUCAGCGACAUGGCCGAGAUCCUGUUCCCCCUCAUCAAAAAGAACUGCCCAGAGAGCGGCGGCGCCUCAAAGAGGUCGCUGGAGGACGACGACCGAGACGUGAAGGAGAAGGAGCUGCAGACGGAGGCCCUGCUCUGCGCUUUCGAGACUCUUGGGAAGGCCUGGCCCCGAAACCCUCAGACUCAGGCUUGUUUCCAGGUGGCGGUGUGCAGCCUAAUGUGCGAGAAGCUCAAGCUGAGCACCUGGAGGGUCCAGCUCGCUGUGCUACAGUCCAUGAAGGCGUACUUCAAGGGGUUGCUGCUGCUCGAGAAGGGCCGCGAAGACUUGGCCGCGUUGUCGCCGAUCCUCGAGGAGACCUGCGCCGCUCUCACUCACCCUUUAGAAAACAAAAGUUACUCCUCCGUGAGGACCGAGGCCUUGUCGGUGGUGGAGCUGAUCGUGAAGAGAACCGGAGAGAGCGAACAGUGGGACUGCGUGUCCGUGAAGAGCCGCGAGCAGCUGCAGCGCUCCCUGUCAACACUGCAGGCCGACAGCAGACCUGACCUGAGGGACAAGGCCCAGGAGCUACGCAGGCACAUCCAGAGCCAACCCUGAGCAUAUGUACACACACACACACACACACAGCUCACCAUGCCAGCCAGAUACUCGCAGUUAUAAACAAAAUAAUACAACCAAAUAGAGCAUCAACUCCUUUUUGUUUUUUACUUUAUCAGUCAAACAAAAAGCAUCACACACUGUCCAGCGUCUUUUGAUGCAGUGAUCAUCUUUUAAAACGGAUAUUCACUAAACCUCAAGUCAUUGCAUCGCUUCUCCAUAUAACCCUGUGAGCUGCUCCGCUCAAGCUGACACACACACACACACACUUGUGGCUGACGGAGUGUUUGAAGAGGGAUCACGGUCACUCGCGGCCGUUAUUGCAACGUGUCAAUUUUUAUUUGGUUUGUUUAAAUGGACAGUAACAUGAUAUAAAUAAAUGCUAUAUAAACUGAUGUAUUGGGUUUGCGGACACUGUAUAUCUAAAGCCCCAAAUCGGGGACUUUUACUACUGUUGUGGGUUUGCCUACUCAUUAACUAUCAGAACCGCAGGUUGUACACCCUCGUCCGCUCGUCAAGGGUUUGGCCACCAGAGGUAGAAGAGCAGCGACCCCGGAGUGUAGCUGUCCAGCUCCUGUUAGCAAGACAACAGGCCCGUUUAGUGAGGGCCUGAGAAAGAAAGGAAAAAAAUGUUCAGUUGAAAGUGAUGCUAUAGUUGUUUGAAUUUGUCUCUGAUUAAAAAAAAUUAAACUACCGUGACAAUUUU